UGCCCCAUCAUUGGGGUCGGUGGGGGGGAAAUAGUGCCCAUCGUUGGUGUCGGUGGGGGGAGGAAUAGUGUCCCAUCGUUGGUGUCGGUGGGGGGAGGAAUAGUGCCCCAUCGUUGGUGUCGGUGGGGGGAGGAAAUAGUGCCCCAUCGUUGGUGUCGGUGGGGGGAGGAAUAGUGCCCCAUCGUUGGUGUCGGUGGGGGGAGGAAUAGUGCCCCAACGUUGGUGUCGGUGGGGGGGGGAGGAAUAGUGCCCCAUCGUUGGUAUUAGAGGGAUUGGGGGGAUUUGUGC
Staurois parvus is the source of this 288-nucleotide messenger RNA. The record is from the annotation of a GenBank genome assembly. Lineage: Eukaryota; Metazoa; Chordata; Amphibia; Anura; Ranidae.